Lasiosphaeria miniovina is the source of this 1488-nucleotide messenger RNA. RefSeq lists its product as uncharacterized. NCBI's taxonomy places the organism in Eukaryota, Fungi, Ascomycota, Sordariomycetes, Sordariales, Lasiosphaeriaceae. The transcript is spliced from 8 exons. The record is from RefSeq and is a predicted model, not a curated record. Gene Ontology annotation, molecular function: FAD binding. The coding region runs from base 1 to 1488 and encodes 495 amino acids.
AUGGCUCGCUUCUCGGUAUCCAGCCUGUUCCGCUUCUCCGCCCUCGCCGCCGGCGUGGCCACGGUAGACGCCGGCGUGACACAGCUGACCAAGAACGCCACGGUGACGUGCGGCCUGAUUGCCGGCCAGAUCUCGUCGGCCAGCGAGAUCAUCUACCCGGUCAGUGCCCUGUCCUUCGCCGACGACACGCACCACUGGUUCCUGUCGUCGUCGCAGACGUCGGCAUGCGUGCUCGAGGUCGGCUCGGCGCGCGACCUGUCGACGGCGCUCAAGGUCAUCGGCAACACCCGCACCCCCUUCGCCGUCAUGUCGGGCGGCCACGCGUCGAACCCGGGCUUCUCAAGCACCCCCGGUGUACACAUCUCGCUCAAGCGGCUGGAUCAGCUCGUCCUGUCGGCCGACAAGAAGACGGUCGAGCUGGGUUUCGGACGGACAUGGGCGGACACGUACAACGAGCUGGAGGGCACAGGCGUCAAUGUCGUGGGAGGCAGAGUUGCUGGCCCUGGCGUCGGCGGAUUCAGCCUCGGCGGCGGCUUCUCGUGGAAAACAAACCAAUACGGCCUGACAUGCGACACAAUUAAGCGACACAACAUUGUGCUGCCGAACGGGACCAUCACGUACGCCUCGGCCGACUACAACCGCGACCUCUUCUUUGCCCUCAAGGGCGGCAUGAACCGCUUCGGCGUGGUGACGUCGGCCGUGUUCGCGACGCACCCGCAGCCGCCCAAGGUCUACGGCGGGCUCGUCGUGUACCCACCGACAACAGUCCAGCAAGUGCUCAACGCCACGGCGCAGUUCUACCGACAGAACAAGGACCCCAAGGCGGUGAUCAUCACGACGCUCGAGGCGGGCACCGCAGGGCCGACGCCAAUGGUGCUGUUCUUCCACGACGGACCCGACAAGCCGGCGGCGUUCCAGCUGUUCGACGGCAUCGUGCCGCUGCUGGACACGACGCAGCAGCAGAGCUUCUCGGCGCUCAUCAGCAGCAUCCCGACGGGCGUGGCCGAGGUGCGCAACCCGCGCGGCGCCUUCCACACCUUCUCGACGUCGGGCCUGACGCCGCGCUUCCUCGCCGCCAUCCACAACGAGACGGUCGACAUCGCCGCCGCCCAGGCCGCCCACGGCGGCGUCGUCGCCAGCUACGACAUCGAGCCCUUCACGCCCUACGGCUCCAAAGCCACCGACAGCGCCUACCCGCACGCCAGCUCGCCGCUGCCUCUCAACCUGUACUUCUCGUGGUCGCUGCCGUCGCAGGACGAGUGGUGGUACGCGCGCAUGCGCCAGUCGGCGGCGACGCUCAAGCGCGUCGCGACCGAGGAGGGCAUCUACAGCGCCGGCGCCAGCCUGUUCGCGUACCCCAAUUACGCGCUCGCCGGGUCCGCGCCCGCCGAGCUGUACGGCGCCGCGAACGCCGCGCGCCUGCGUCAGAUCCGCGGCCGCAUCGACCCCGCCCGCGUCAUGGACUUGGCGGGCGGGUGGGCCAUCUGA